AGAAGGGGAUCGAAUAGGAAGCAAGGCAAAGGCAGUCGAGUAGCCAGAAAUCGCAGAUGGAGGCAGCCCUUUUGAGCGUUUUGCUGAAAAAUCUCGCUUCGAGGAUGCUCUCGCUGGUAGAUCAGAAGUACAAUUUGUAUAAGGGCUUCGAAGGCGACGCGAAAUUCCUGACGAUGGAGCUCGCCAUGAUCCAUGGUGCCAUUGACGAGGGGCUCUCGGCGGCGGCGACGACGGCGGGGAAUCGCGGAAGCAGCGUGCUGCACUUGUCGAUUGAAGAGAUCCGCGACCUGGCUCGCGACAUGGAGGACUGCGUAGAUCGCAUCGUUUAUCACGAGACCCGGGAGCAGCAAGCGUCGCGUAUCGCUAGACCUCUGAAUUUCGCUAGGCUUCAGCUAGCUAAGGAGAUGCAGAGGCUGAGGAAGAGAGCGGAGGAAGCAAAAGAGCGGCGAGAAAGAUACACGGUGCCGGUGGUGCUCGGCCAGUCCCCCCCUACAACUCUCGGUGACGGGGAAAGCCCCCAGCAGGCUGAGCUUGUUGGCAUCGACGGGCCCCGGGAAGAGCUUUUGGCGCAUCUUGGGGAAGCCGGUGGAGAAGGGGAGAAGAAGAAGACGCUGAAGGUGAUAUCGAUCGUUGGGUUCCGCGGAUUGGGGAAGACCGCGCUUGCAAGGGAGUUGUACAACAGCGAUCUCGGCCAGAGUUUCAGUAAACGGGCCUGGGUUUCUGCGGCGCAUAGGAGUCCGAUGGAGGUGUUGAUGGACAUAAUCCGACAGGUGUCGAAGACGACGGCAUCAGAUGCCUCCGCUGUCGACCUACACCAGCUUAAUGCAGCUCUGGGUGAUCAGCUGACCAACUCGAGGUAUUUCAUUGUGAUAGAUGACAUGCAAAGAGAUUUAUGGAGUACUAUAGGAUCUGCCUUCCCCAAGGAUGGAUUCAGCAGCAGAAUAGUGGUGACCACAACAAUGCAAUCAGUAGCUAAAGCCUGCCGUUCAGCCAACAGCUAUGUAUAUAAAAUUAGAAGGCUAGAUAAGAGACAAUCAAAAACAUUGUUCUUGAACAAUGCUUGUCCGGAGGAAUAUUCAGAUUACCCCCAGCCUGAUUCAGCACAGAUCUUGAAGAAAUGUGAUGGUCAAGCUCUUGCCCUCGUUACAGUAGGCAAAUUUGUCUUGGAAAAUAUGGAGUGGCCAACAGGAGCCAACUGUAACAAUGCUCAUAACUAUCUACGCCAUCAUCUGGAGAACAAGAGCGAGAACUGUGAAGAUGCCUUACAAAGGAUGCGACAGGUGCUGAUUCAUCACUACUCUAUGCUGUCUGACCAUGCUCUCAGAGCCUGUUUUCUAUAUGUUGGCAUGUUUCCCAGUGGUUAUCCAAUCAGGAGGAAAAGACUUCUGAGGCGAUGGUCAGCUGAAGGAUUUGUAGAAGCGCUACCUUCAGGUUCUACUCCGGAUCCAGCAGCUGAAAAUUUCAAUAACCUCAUCGACAGAAAUAUCAUUCAACCCAUUGCCUUAAGCAGCAACGAGGAGGUGAAGACAUGUCAAACUUAUGGCAUGAUGCGCGAGUUCAUUUUGCUCCGGUCUAUUUCUCAGGAUUUCAUUUCUUUCUGUGAUGAUGGGAAGCUCCAAUACCAACAUGUCCGUCGCCUUUGUCUCCAAAACAAUACUGCUGUAGAUGGCGGCAGUCUCGACAUUGAUUUAUCUCUUGUCCGAUCUCUGGUAGUAUUUGGAAAGGCAGGUAAAACUAUUUUGAAUUUCAAGAAGUAUCGGCUGCUUCGAGUCUUAGAUCUUGAAGAAUGCACUGACUUGGAUGAUAAUCAUCUCGGUCACGUGUGCAAACUUUUUCUUCUAAGAUACUUGAGCCUUGGGGGCAAAGUCACCACACUUCCAGAAGAGAUAACUAAACUGAAACUUUUGGAGACACUUGAUCUUAAGAAAACUGGGGUGAAUAUCCUGUCAACAGAAGUUAUCAAGCUACCUCAUUUAACUAAUCUGCUUGGAAAGUUUAAGCUUCUGAAUAAAGCCAAGAGAAUUAAUGAACUGCAGAAGUUUCUGUCAUCUGUGAACUGUAGAUUGCAGACACUAACAGGAUUUAUAACGGACGGAAGUGAAGGAUUUCCAGAACUUAUGGGCCACAUGAAGCAACUGAGAAAGGUGAAAGUAUGGUGUACUGAGCUAUCAUCGAGUAGUUCUGGGUUUACUAAUCUUCAAAAUGCAAUUCAAAACUUUAUACAUGACGAAAACAGUGCGUCCAAUGAUCCCCGUUCUUUAUCGCUUAACUUUGAUAAUUGCCCUGAAGACUUCCUGUACAAGUUAAAAGCCCAAUGCUACCUUAGAUCGUUGAAACUACAUGGUAAAUUACUUAAAUUGCCUCAGUUUGUGGUACAAUUGCGUGGCCUGCAGGAGCUGUGCAUUUCGUCAUCACCUAAAUUGUCGGCGGGUCUUCUUUCAGCUUUGAGUAACCUGAGGAAAUUGAAGUAUCUUAAGCUGAUUGCAGACGAACUUGAUAAGUUCAUUAUUAAGGAUAAUGGAUUGCCAAGCCUGCUAAGCCUGUGUUUUGUGCUAAUCCGUCCGACAUUCCCGGUAAUGAAAGAAAAUGCUUUGCGGUUUCUCAAAUCACUCCAUCUCCUCUGUGAAAAUCUAGAUGGGCUUUCAGGCAUCAACAUUAAUGGUCUCAAACGCCUCGAGGAAGUCAUUCUUCAUGCAAAUGUGAAGGAAACGACACAAGUUGCAUGGGAAAGUGCAGCUAUGGAACACCCCAAUAGGCCAAAAGUUUUGGUGCUCGAAAAGGUUGAUCUAACAGAUGGUGGUCACGAAGAAGAUGAAUCUACUGUUGCAUUACAAGGACAGGAAUUAGGAAACGGAGCACAGAUUGACGAACUGAACAAUGCUACCAAGUAAUAUGUCACUUGCCAUGGUUUCCCCUUCUUUUACUGAGCCGUGCAAUGCUGGAAACGGCGUGGUGGUGGAGCCUUCUUGUGUUUGAUGAAAAUAUGGUCAGUUUCAGCAAAUAAUUCUCUUCUCUGUUCAAUUUGGAAUGAAAUUCAACUAAGAUGCCUAUGGAACAACUUUGCAAAAGGAAAAAAAAUCUACUUGAUUGCAGUUGUACAGCAUUUCCUGUAUAUUACAAGUUUAGGUAAAUUAAAGAUAAAGUCAGAAAAUUUUAGACAAAAGUACAAGAGCUCCGGUAUGGUGCUAUCAAUAGAAAUGAAUAGUAGCCACUGAUGUAUUUUAUUAGAGGGUUCAGAUCUAGGUCAAAAUAACAUAGGACGGAGGGGGUAAAAUUGAAUAUUUCCCUAUGCGAAAAAAUAUGUUGUAUAUGAUGUAAUGAAUAGAUAAAAACAUUUUAUGAAAAAUUGAUAAAAUUCUAAAGAUCAAUAUUACCUUAAAUCACCGAGUUAGUAAAGUACUAGUAUACACAGUGUCAUGUUAGAUGGAAUACCAUUUCUUUGAUUUAUAUGUGUUGUG
Molecule: messenger RNA, 3458 nt
Organism: Oryza brachyantha (malo sina)
Lineage: Eukaryota; Viridiplantae; Streptophyta; Magnoliopsida; Poales; Poaceae
Product: disease resistance protein RGA4-like
Exons: 2
Coding region: 57-2891 (944 amino acids)
Biological process (GO): defense response to other organism
Molecular function (GO): ADP binding
Source: RefSeq, a predicted model, not a curated record